GCUGUGCCCAAAGUCCUUCAAGCGUCCGCAGGACCUGAAGAAGCACGAAAAGACACACUCGGAGGGCCUGCACGCCGACGAAACCACGCCGCAGAUGUACGGCAUGGACUACCAGUACUUUGCCAGCCAGAUGCACACCCCGGCCCAGACCAACUCGUCGCCGACCGUUGGCUCCCUGAGCCCUGCCGACGGCCAGGUGCCCAUCGACCUGAUCGGCCACAGCGGAGUACUACCCGAACAGCAUGGCCCACGGCAAGCGCGGAAUCGAGGCGAUCGAGCAGUUCCAGCAGACGGUCAAAAAGUGCCGCACCGAUGAGACUAGUCAAGGUUUGGAUUGUCUUGCACAUGCUGUUGGUCUACGAGAAAAGCAUGGCUGCCCUGCUGCCCUGCCUCCUGCUAACAAUGCCAAUUUUGCUGAUGCCGACGCUGCUACCAGCGCCAGCAGCGCCCUGUACCCCACUUCUACUCCACCAUCCCCCCAUGUGCUGCCUCCCAUCUCUCCCAAAUCGCACUCGCACUCCCCUCUCCCCUCUAUCCUCUAUUUCUCUUCCCUCUCGCGUUGUAGCAAUAUCAGCAGCAGCAGCAGCAGGCAGUUGGCGGCCCUGUUUUUGGGAUUCCCAAAAGCACUUUUCUCUGUAGUGCCAUUUAGCGGCUAUGUGUAUUGCAACUCCAUUCCGAUUCUUAUCUCCUGCAUCUGUCACUUGUGCUCCCCUUCUCGCAUAUCCCAUGUUACUCGACUUAUUCCCUCUAUUUCCCCACGUCCUUACACACGUCUCUACCUGUUCCAUAUAGCUCUUCAGUUUCCAAUAGCAUCAUCUGUUUUUGCUCUCAGCAUUGCACACUGUUUCUCACCUGGGGAGGGAAGGGCAGCUAUUGUCACUGCAGCGACUCUUGGCACAUACACACUCGUCACCAGACAACAGUGAGUAGAAGGGAGCUUCUUGGCGAAGGUCUUGGCAUUUCGUAAUUAUUGACCGGCAUGCGGCAGCAGAUAUACGAGGCAGGCAUUGGCUCGGCGGCAGCCAUGCUUUUUUUUUUUGUUUGAACUCGUCUGGCCAACACUCCAUGCAUAUUGGCUCAUAUCUGCGAUGCACGCAUACUAACCCGCCUU
Linderina pennispora is the source of this 1111-nucleotide messenger RNA. RefSeq lists its product as uncharacterized. Bases 243 to 926 code for a protein of 227 amino acids. The transcript is spliced from 3 exons. The record is from RefSeq and is a predicted model, not a curated record. Lineage: Eukaryota; Fungi; Kickxellomycota; Kickxellomycetes; Kickxellales; Kickxellaceae.